UUUGUUUCUGCUUUUAUGGUGAGAGUAAAAAACUGGUUCAGCGGGAGAAAGCGAUUAGCCGCGCCGCUAAUGAAGUGCAGAUGAGACUUGAAAAGAGCAAUUUGCUUUGAACGCAGCUCUGAGGCCUUCGCUGCAGCAACUCCCUGCACCCUCUGUGGAUGUGACCCCCGUUUCCCCCGACGCCCCACAAUAAUCAUGACGCUGGGGGGAUGAGCUCGCUGCACAUGAUGGAACUGAAGGUUUGGGUCGAUGGGGUGCAAAGGAUCGUUUGUGGGGUGACUGAGGUGACAACGUGCCAAGAGGUGGUGAUCGCCCUCGCUCAGGCCAUCGGCCGCACUGGGAGAUACACGUUGAUAGAGAAAUGGAGGGAGACCGAGAGGCAUUUGGCCCCCCAUGAAAACCCGGUGAUAUCCCUGAAUAAGUGGGGACAGUAUGCAAGUGAUGUUCAGCUGAUACUCAAGCGCACGGGACCCUCACUUGGAGAGAGACCCACCUCAGACAGCAUCGCACAUGUACCCGAAAGGACUUUAUAUAGACAGAGCCUCCCCCCUCUGGCCAAGCUGAGGCCUCAGAACGACAGGUCCAUAAGGAGGCGAGAGCCAAAAAGGAAAUCCUUGACCUUCACUGGGGGUGCUAAGGGGCUGAUUGAUAUUUUCGGCAAAGGCAAAGAGUCGGAAUUUCGGCAGAGGGUCCUGAACAACUGCAAGACCACAGCCGAAGAGCUGAAGAAGUUGAUCCACCUGCAGAACGAGAAGCUUCUGUCGCUGGAGAAGAAACUGGACUCCAACGAAGCCGAGACCCGGUACUGGCAGCAGAAGCACAGGUCCAACCUGGACGAGGAGAUGGUCCGCCUGGAGCAAAAGAUCAAGAGGAACGAGGUGGAAAUCGAGGAAGAGGAAUUCUGGGAAAACGAGCUGCAGAUCGAGAUGGAGAACGAGAAGCAGCUGAAGGAGCAGCUGGAGGAGAUGAAGCAGAGGAUCUCGCAGUGCGAGCGCCAACUCAAAGCCUAUCAGGCCCAGAUCUGGACCAUCGAGAGCGGCAUAGAGGCCGAGAAACUUCAGUUGGAGGACAAGGAGGCCCAGAUCAACGAGGGGAUAAUAAGGGGGAAGAUCGAGAAGGCGAAAGGGAACCUGGAAGUCCAGGGCCAGGAGAGCGUGAGGAUUGAAAAUGGCAAUAAGGCGGUGGAGAGAUCUUUGGGCCAGGCGGCCAAACGACUGCUGGAUCGGGAGCAGGAACUGGAGCAGCUCACAAAAGAGCUUCGCCAGGUGAAUCUGCAACAGUUUAUCCAGCAAACCGGGACCAAGGUUACCGUCCUGCCGGCCGAGCCGAGUGACACCGAGUUCCCCCAGCUGGAGAAAGAACCAGCCUUUCAAUCUGGAUCACUGAAGCGACCCGGAUCCUCUCGCCAACUUCCCAGCAACCUCCGCAUCCUACAGAACACGCUGACGUCCGGCUUCAACCCGGAAGGAAUCUACGUAUAAACAUGUACUGCUGUUGCAGAUUGUGGGAGGAGCCCCAAGGGACCGCCCCCGAGGUUUUCCUGUAAAUUCCUUUGAAAUUAAAAGGAACUGGGUGUGGGGGGGCCACUCAUAGCCCCACCCCCAGCCGUUGUAGCCAAUCCAGCAGCAGGAGCAAUGUAACCACGCUGAACUAUUGAGGAUCAAAUAGAGACUGUGCUUGGGGCGGUCACAGAGCGUUUGGCGAGAUUUUAUGUUAUCGCUUGUGUAUUCUUUCUGAUAUACCAGUCUCCAAAGUAUUAUAUUUAAUGUGUAUCAGAGAAAGAGAGAGAAAGAGGCUUCUCCGGAAAGCAACAUGGAGUCGCUCGCAGUCUCUCCAAUGUGUAUAGAGGCACUGAAAGUGAUAUAUAUAUAUUUUCAUAUGCUAGUGAGUUUUCUAACGCAACCAGUGAUUACAAGAGAUUUGUAACAUUUCCGCACACGAUCAGUAUUUCAUAUCUCCAGCCGUGACAGUAUUAUCUCCCCCCCCCCCCGUGGUUGGCCGUAGCCCUUUGCGGUUGGAUGUUAUUUUCUUUUCCAGAUUAUUGGCACAGUGUUAAUUCAGGAAGCUGUCGGCAGGAAUAGGCUGUGAUGGCGAUUGUCAUGUAUGUCAUUUACACGUAUGUACAGGGAAAGUGCCUGGCUCUUUAUUAAGCCGUAUAGAAAUUAUGCAGAGACACUUUAAUAUGGAUCAGUUUUGCCCCAAUACUUACCCAGGUACAGAGCUCUGAUUCUCUGUACUUCCUGCUCCUGGGCUGUUCUCUUUCCCAUGGUCAGACAGGAACCUCCCCCUGGGUAAGUGAAUCUCCCCCAGUACUUACCCAGGUACAGAGCUCUGAUUCUCUGUACUUCCUGCUCCUGGGCUGUUCUCUUUCCCAUGGUCAGACAGGAACCUCCCCCUGGGUAAGUGAAUCUCCCCCAGUACUUACCCAGGUACAGAGCUCUGAUUCUCUGUACUUCCUGCUCCUGGGCUGUUCUCUUUCCCAUGGUCAGACAAAACCCUCUCCUUGAGUAAAUGAAUCCAGUCACCCUAGUACUUACCCAGGGAUUCUCACAACUUCCUGCUUCUGGGCUGUUCUCUUUCACAUUGUUCGGCAACCUAUUCCCGGCCUAAAAACUAAAUCGCAGAUGCUGUGACAUGAAUGUAGCUGUAGCAGCCCAGUGAGAUCAUUGUGGUCCAUAUAAGAGAGCAGUCGGCCCCCCUGAUGUUCAAGACUGCACCCACCCAAUAGUGAUUUGGCGACCAAAAAGCAGAAUAUGGGGUGGUUCAUGGACUAUAGUAAAUUCAGUUGUAUCCAACUUGUGUUCCCGAGAGCUGUGGCUGCCGCAGGUUGAUAAAAGACUUGUGAUGGGCCCCGGGGCCCCUGCCUCACUGAAUAUCAGUGUAUAAUUAGAGACACAAGCAGAGCACCAAUAAGAAUAGCUUAAAUAUAUAUAUAUAAUUGUGGCAGUUGGGCUGGUAGUGCUGACACUUAAGGAUUUGAUGGCAUUUUUUGAGGGACAAUCAUUAAAAUAAAUAAAAAUAAAAAAUAUAUAUAUAACCGGA
Molecule: messenger RNA, 3042 nt
Organism: Xenopus laevis (African clawed frog)
Lineage: Eukaryota; Metazoa; Chordata; Amphibia; Anura; Pipidae
Gene: rassf8.L
Product: Ras association (RalGDS/AF-6) domain family (N-terminal) member 8 L homeolog
Exons: 5
Coding region: 210-1481 (423 amino acids)
Biological process (GO): signal transduction
Source: RefSeq, a predicted model, not a curated record